This is a messenger RNA of Ostertagia ostertagi, 1818 nucleotides long. The record is from the annotation of a GenBank genome assembly. Lineage: Eukaryota; Metazoa; Nematoda; Chromadorea; Rhabditida; Trichostrongylidae.
AUGUCUCACACCAGAAAGGUGCAGCAGUGUCUAGAGAAGGCAAGUGCUAAAUAUGUCGACUCAGCAAAAUCGGACAUUCUUGGUGCCUUAGCCGAAUUUAAAGACCUCCUACCUGACAAUGAGAGUUACACAUUCCCAGAUGGUAAACGACGAACAGCUUUCCGCCUACAUGGCACUAUACCUGUGUUUUAUAAGGGUGCUAGAUAUAAUAUUCCUAUAUCAGUGUAUCUAUGGGACACUCACCCGUAUUAUGCACCGAUUUGUUACGUAUGUCCGACACCAACGAUGGUUAUACGUGAGUCAGAGCACGUAACGAAGCAAGGGCGCGUAUUUCUGCCUUACCUGAAUGAAUGGCGGUUCCCGGGUUAUGAUUUGAACGGCCUGUUACAGGUAAUGGCAAUGGUAUUCCAAGAGAAAUGUCCAGUUUUUGCGAAGUCAUCGUCAGCUUCAGCAAACAGUACGCCGACACCGACUUCUGCCACAUCCCAAGCGACACCUUCAUAUCCUACUCCUUAUCCGACAUCAAAUCCUUCGAUGCCGACUCCUUAUCCAACUGUCAUGCCUCCAUAUUCAGGGCAAACUCCAUAUCCCACGGCAGGCAAUCAAUUUGGAAGUGCAUACAACACACCGUAUCCACAACCAUCAAUUCCAACUCGGCCGACUCCACCAGUUCCUCCAGUUCCUACUUCGUCAGCGGGUACACUUCAGCCGGAGCACAUACGAGUUUCAAUCAUAAGCGCUCUCGAGGAUAAACUGAGAAUGCGGCUAAGGGAGAAAAUGGGCACGUCUCACGCGGAAAUGGCGUCAAUUCGUGAAACUCAAUCUGAACUGCAAGCUGGACAGCGAACACUUCGCAAUAUGAUAGAAGAACUAGAAAAGCAACAGAAACUUUUAGAAUCAUAUAUUUUCGCACAUCAGGAUAAAAAGACCGAAUUGACGCGAACGUUAGCAGAAUGUGGCAAUGACAGCGAGAAUAAAACGGUUGAUAUCGACCAAGCUAUCGAUGCGGCUACACCCCUACACAGGCAAAUUCUGACGAAUUAUGCACAAGACUUAGCGUGUGAUGAUGUCAUUUAUGCACUUGGGCAAGCACUGCGAGAGAAGAAGAUUUCUGUACAAGAAUAUCUGCGACAUGUCCGAGACAUCUCACGAAAGCAAUUUAUAUUCCGGGCCACUAUGCAGAAGUGUCGAAAAGCGGCGGUGCUCUCAGUGCUAUAUAUAGAACCAGUGGUUUUCAGAGAUAUGCAGGCGAUCAAGUGUGUUGUGGUAGGUGAUGGAGCAGUUGGUAAAACGUGUCUACUGAUCUCGUAUACCACGAACGCAUUUCCUGGAGAGUAUAUACCAACGGUGUUUGACAACUACUCAGCUAAUGUAAUGGUGGAUGGUCGUCCAAUCAAUUUGGGCUUGUGGGAUACAGCAGGACAAGAGGACUAUGAUCGACUUCGUCCUUUAUCCUAUCCUCAAACCGAUGUAUUUCUUGUUUGUUUUUCACUAGUCAAUCCCGCGAGUUUCGAAAAUGUUCGAGCAAAAUGGUAUCCGGAGGUUUCUCAUCAUUGCCCGACCACCCCCAUUAUUCUUGUUGGGACGAAAGCUGAUUUGCGUGAUGAUCGGGAAACUAUUGAAAGGCUUCGGGAGCGCAGACUCACUCCGAUCAGUCAAACUCAAGGAUUGGUUAUGGCGAAGGAAAUCAAGGCUGUUAAAUAUUUGGAAUGUUCUGCUCUUACUCAACGGGGUUUGAAGCAGGUCUUUGAUGAGGCUAUUCGCGCUGUCUUAUGUCCGCCUCAAAAGCCGAAAAAGAAGAAGUGCUCUAUCUUAUAA